This is a messenger RNA of Pyrenophora tritici-repentis Pt-1C-BFP, 7590 nucleotides long. Lineage: Eukaryota; Fungi; Ascomycota; Dothideomycetes; Pleosporales; Pleosporaceae. The record is from RefSeq and is a predicted model, not a curated record.
AUGGUGUUUUCAGACACAAAGCCAAUGCCUAUCGCCAUUGUAGGCUUUGGUUGCCGAUUCCCUGGCGACGUCACAAAUGGCGACAAGCUAUGGGAUAUGUUGAUGGACAGGAGGUCGGCUCGUACAGAAGUUCCUGGGGAUCGCUUCAACAUUCAGGCGUUCUACAAUCCCGACGGCGAUCGUUAUGGAACCUGCAACAACCGCGGAGGCCAUUAUCUUACGGAAGAUGUCUCCCUCUUCGACGCGCCCUUUUUCUCCAUCUCGCCGGCCGAGGCCAUGGCUAUGGAUCCCAUGCAGCGAUUACUGCUUGAGGUGACCUACGAGGCACUAGAAAACUCGGGAGCGCCGCUUUCCAGAGUAUCAGGGUCCAAAACAUCAUGUUAUAUCGGAUGUUUCACAAAGGACUACGAGGAGAUGCAACGGCGAGAUGUGGAGCUGGCUCCCAAAUAUCAGUCUACAGGGGCAUCACAAACAAUGCUUUCCAACCGCCUGAGCCACUUCUUCAACUUGAAGGGCCCUAGUAUAAGCAUAGACACAGCCUGUAGUAGUGGACUUGUUGCUGUGCAUCUUGCAUGCCAGAGUCUACGAUCAGGAGAAAGUACCAUGGCAAUCGCUGGGGGUAGUAACCUCAUCUUGAGCCCGGACAUACAAGCAGAAAUGAGCGACAUGCACUUUCUGGGUCCAGACUCAAUUUCAUACGCAUUUGACGACCGAGCUAAUGGCUAUGCACGAGGCGAAGGUAUCGGUGUAAUCAUACUGAAGCCGCUCGACCUAGCAUUGCGCGACAACGAUCCCAUCCGAGCCAUUAUACGUGGCACAGCUGCCAGCUCCGACGGUCGAACGCCGGGAAUCACCAUGCCUUCAAAGGACGCUCAAAUCAACCUCAUUCGCUCAGCUUAUCAUGCAGCGGGCGUCGACGUAAGCGAAACGGGAUAUUUCGAGGCACACGGGACGGGAACGGCUGCAGGCGACCCCAUAGAAAGUGGCGCAAUUGGCGAUGUCUUUGCAGCAAGCCGCCCGUGUCGCAAGGCUGCAGCAACCGAGGAAGCCAUACCCCUUCCCAUUGGUUCCAUAAAAACGAAUAUUGGUCAUUUGGAAGGGGCGAGCGGUAUAGCUGGCAUCAUGAAAGCCAUGCUUAGCGUCGAGAAAGGCAUCAUUGCGCCAAACCUCUGGUUUCAACGGGGCAACCCAGCCAUUGAUUUUGAAGCAUGGCGGAUUGAGGUUCCCACGGAGCCAAAGGAGUGGCCAUUGGACGGUCUGCGCCGCGCCAGUGUCAACUCGUUUGGCUAUGGAGGAACCAAUGCCCACAUCAUUCUUGAUGAUGCACAUCAUUUUCUUCAACUUUACCAUCGUCAAGUUAGUCACAGCAGGAACGACUCAGGAUUCGUCAGCCCUGUCAACGACUCAUGUCCAGUUGCUACUCCAAGACCACGACUCUUCCUACAGUCUGCCAAUGAUGAGCGGAGUGUGCGACAGAUGGCUCAAGCGCUUAUCAACCAUCUUCAGGUACGAGAGGUGUUCAACGAAGACCAGUUUCUAGACGACCUUGCGUACACGCUCUGUGAGCGUCGCACUCGCUUCUCUUAUACCGCUGCCGUCGUCGCAACACACAAGUCUGAUCUCGAGACGAAGUUGCAACACGUGCGCCCGGUUUCCACCUUCAGACUGAGCUUGCAGAGAUGCAGCACUGUCGUCGCAAGCCUGGGGGCAGAUUGGUCACUGAUGGAAGAGCUACUCAAAGGCAAAGAUACCUCAAGAGUCAAUGAGGCAACUUACAGUCAGCCACUAUGUACCGCUCUCCAGAUUGCACUUGUUGACUUACUUGCGACGUGGAAUAUCGAACCACAAAGCGUCGUUGGUCAUUCCAGUGGUGAGAUUGCCGCUGCAUACGCUACUGGUGCGUUGAAUAUUGAGUCUGCCAUGACUAUCGCCUUCUUCCGUGGCUCCUUGUCGCCAAAGGUCAAAGGCAUGGGCUACAAGGGAUGCAUGAUGGCGGUCGGCUUGUCCGAAGACGAGGCCAACAACGAGAUUGAUAGUCUAGGCGACAGCCUUGGCAAAGUAGUCGUGGCAUGUGUCAAUAGUCCACGAGGUGUUACAAUCUCCGGCGACGUCGAUGCCAUCAACAACUUGCAGAAAGCCUUGGACGCGAAAGGCAUCUUCGCUCGGGCGCUGCAAGUAGACACGGCGUAUCACUCUCAUCACAUGCAAGUCAUCGCGGAAGAGUAUCUUUCUCGGCUUCAGGAGGCGCAGGUCACAGUACAAAAUACUGAUGGACGCGUGGCCAUGUUCUCAUCUGUCACUGAAAACAUCGUCGACCAGACCAGCCUUGGCGCCGAGUACUGGGUAUCCAAUCUUGUAGGAAGUGUCCGCUUUGCUGGAGCGCUCGAGAAGCUAUGCACAUCGAACCCCAGUGAAGGUACGCCCAGUGCCGACAUUCUGCUUGAAGUAGGACCGCAUGCCCUCUUCAAGCUUCCAGUCAAAGAGACUCUGGAGAAUAUGGCUGGUAACAAGUCACAUAUCCAGUAUUUCUCCACACUCAUUCGAAACAAGCCCGCGAACGUCACAGCGCUAGAUGCAGCAGGGUCACUAUUUUCCUACGGACACCCAGUCGAUCUACAUGCAAUCAACUUUCCCAGCGAACCCAAACAGCCGCUCUCCGUCUUGACCAAUCUACCGCAAUACACCUGGAACCAUACUCGCAGCUACUGGUGCGAGUCACGGUUAAGUCGUGACUACCGGUUUCGUCAGUUCGCUCGCACCGACAUAUUGGGUGCACCUGCCAUUGAUUGGAACCCCAUGGAACCCAGGUUCCGGAAUUUCAUGCGGUUGCGCGAACAGCCGUGGCUCAGGGACCACAUGGUUCAGGGUGACAUACUUUUCCCAGCUUGUGGGUUUCUUUGCAUGGCUAUUGAGGCUUGUCGGCAGAUGUCCGUUAUCUCGCCAUCGACUUUUUUGCCUGCAGGUGCCACUGCCGUUGGGGAGUACCGGCUUCGGGAGGUUAAUAUUUCACGAGCACUCGUUGUACCGGAUUCGGACGAAGGCGUGGAGACAUCCUUUUCCAUGCGAUGUCGUUCAAACACCAGCCGUUCAAGCUCGGAUGCGUGGCAUGAGUUCACCAUUUAUUCUUACACAACUGAAGGAGGUUGGGUGGAGAACUGCAACGGCCUUCUUUCAGUAACAGAUCAAACCGCUACAGACGACCAGCUUGUCGGGGAAUGCCUCAGGAAAUGGACAUCGGCACAUUCUGCCAGCGUAAGAAAGUUGGAGACAGACAAGUUCUACAGUACCGCCGAUUCCAUAGGUCUAUCUUAUGGGCCCAUGUUCCAGGGCCUUCAGAACAUCAGCAUCGAUCCCAAAUAUCCCAACCAGGCCACGGGCGUUAUUGAAGUCACAGACACAAAGUCUGUGAAUCCCAAACAAUUCGAACAUGAUCGAUUAUUACAUCCAGCUACCUUGGAUACCUUUUUGCAAUUAGGGUUGGCCGCGCUGGGAGGUGCCGAUCUUGUCCAACUCAAGGGCGCCAUGGUACCGACUUUCAUAGAGGAAAUAUCGGUAUCAGCAGACAUCUCAGCACAAAUCGGCGAUCGUCUGAAUGUGCUAGUCAAGGCUGAGCGAUUCGGUACAAGAGAGGCCACUGGCGAUAUCUUCGCGAUAGACCCGAUCACGUCGAAACCAGUUGUACUCAUGGAUGGCUUCAAAUUUGUGGCUAUCAACACUAUCAAUGAGUCUAGCAAAACCCAGGUAUCGCCGAAGCAUUGCUACAAACCAGUGUGGGAACCGGAUGUUGAGCUCAUUGAUCGUGAACACCUCAACCGGGAACUCCAAGCAGCGCCGCGACCAGACGACCGACCAAAGACUGUGAGAGAAUUGGAGCUACUUUCAUAUUACUUCAUCGACAAAGCUCUACAGCAGGUGACAGAAGAAGAAGCGGCUGGUAUGCUACCACAUCAUCAGAAGUUCUACCAAAACUUGUGCGAGCUACGGGAAGCUGUGUUGAAUAAGUCGCAUCCUCAACAAACCGAAGAGUGGCAGCAGCUUCAUACGCCAGAAGUUGCAUCGAAGCUUGAAGCUUUGGUGGAACACUACCGCAACCAUCAGACAGCUUAUGAUGGUAAGCUACUUGUACGAGUGGGUGAAGCCCUCCCAGCCGUGUUUAGACAAGAGGUAGAGCCUCUAGCAUUGAUGACACACGAGAACCUGCUCGAGGACUACUAUACCACUGCCGUAGGUAUGCCCAACACGUAUGCACAAAUCUCUCGCUACACAUCCCUGCUUUCCCACAAGUACCCCAAUCUCGACUAUCUUGAGAUCGGCGCCGGUACUGGCGGAGCAACGGUUCCAACACUCAGGGGUCUAAGUGGGCGUGAAGAAUCGCAAGCCUACCCCCGCUUAGGCUCCUACACCUAUACAGACAUCUCGUCCUACUUCUUCCAGCGCGCUGCCGAGAAGUUUGAAGAGUUUUCCCAAUUCAUGAAGUUUAAGAAACUGGAUGUUGAGCAUGAUCCUGAAACCCAAGACUUCAAGCCUGCAUCGUACGAUGUUAUCGUCGCAGCUAAUGUACUUCACGCUACCUCGGACAUGCACCGCACCAUGACACAUGCUCGAAAGCUUCUCCGACCAGGUGGAAGACUCAUCCUCUUGGAGAUGACAAACCGUCUUCUUGCCGCGUCAGUCAUCUUCGGUACCCUUCCGGGUUGGUGGAACGCAUCCGAAGAAUGGCGCACAGGUGGUCCUCUGCUCACCGAAUCCCAGUGGGAGAAUCUGCUCCACUCCACGGGCUUCAGCAGUCUUCAAGCUAGUAGUCCAGACGUGCUUGAUCCGCUUGAAGAAGGUACCAGACUCAUGAUUGCUACUGCCGUUGAAACAAAACCUGUUGUAUCGAAUGGUUUGAUCACGCCACCCGAACGUCCUCGCUUCAUCAUCUUAUGCCCCGACUCACGCAUCAGGAUGACAAGAUUGGAUAUGCCAUUGGCCCUCAAGUCGAGACUGGAGAGGGCUGGUCUCCAAACACAGCUCAUGUCACUCUCAAAGAUCGACAGCCAAAACCUCGAUCGGACGGUUUGCAUCAGCUUCGUCGAGCUUGAAGAGUCUCUUCUCGCUAAUCCUACCUCGAGCGACAUGAAGAGGCUUCAGAAGAUCGCGGAGACAUCAUCGGGUCUGGUUUGGGUUACCCGCGGCGCUGCAUCCUCGGAUGUUGAUUGUCCUGAGCUUGCCGUCUUCCAAGGUCUAGCGCGAACUCUCCGCGCUGAGAACGAAGGCUUCUCUUGCGUCACUGUUGACCUGGAUGCCAAGGAGAGACUACCUGCACAUAAAGUUGCCGAGUUACUCUUCAACAUGCACGAAAAGCAACUCGUGCCCGGUCAGCGCUUUGGCCUCGCAGAUAGCGAGUUCGUCGAGCAAGGCGGUGUACUUCACAUCAAGCGCGCCCUGCCAGCCGAGAAGCUGAACCAAUUCCUGGUCGCUCGUACUGAUGCCGGAAAGCUGCAACCGCAAUUGGAGACUGUGUUGCAAGAAGGUCGGCCGCUGAAACUCAGUUCAUCCAAUACUAGUGCGACAGGCCCGUUUGUUUUUGAUCAAGAUAUCGAUUUUUCCCGGCCGUUGCAAGCAAAUUUUGUCGAGAUCGAAGUUCACGCUACCAGUCUCAAUGCUCAGGAUGUUGGGAUCCUGAAUGGCGGACACUCGACCGGCAAGCUCGCUCAAGGAUGUACAGGUAUUAUCACGAAGACUGGAAGACAUGUUGACAACCUUGCAGUAGGUGGUCGUGUCGUAGCGUGGUGUCCAGACUCUUUCGCCACACAUGUCCGCCUGCCAGCAACAUUCGCUCACAAGAUUCCCGAGCAUGUCACAUUUGAAGUCGCAGCCACGUUACCAGUGGCUCAUGCUACGGCGCAAUAUGCCCUCAGCUAUGUUGCACACUUGGAGACAAGUGAAACUGUCUUCAUACAUGAGGCUGCCGAUGCUGUAGGCCAAGCUGGAAUCCAGAUUGCCCUGAACAAGGGCGCCAAGAUCUUCGCGACGGUGCGAUCAGAAGAGGAGAAGACAUUUCUCACAGAGAUAUAUGGUAUCGAAAGUACCUGUAUAUUUUCCAGUUAUGACCUCAAGUUUGUUGUAGGUCUUCGGAGAGCAACAAGGGGUCGUGGCGUCGACGUGGUCUUGAACACCAUGACUGGUGAGGCACUACAGGCGACAUUCAGCUGCGUUGCGCCAUUUGGCAGACUGGUUGAUCUCCACACAAAGAGGACAGACCGAUUGGAGAUGGCACCUUUCGAGCGCAGUGUCUCUUUCAUGUCUGUAGAUAUUGGGCUUCUUUACAGCAGGAAGCCCAAGGUCGCUGCGGAGGUAUUCCAGGAAGCAAUGGAUGUUGCGGUGACGGGAGAGAUGAUUCAACGUCAGACAGUCGUCCAAAAGCCACCCCCAAGCAUCUCCCUCGACCCAUCCGCCUCCUAUCUUCUCGCCGGCGGUCUCGGCGGCCUCGGACGAAGCAUAGCCCAAUGGCUCGUCCAACACGGCGCAAAGAACCUAAUCUUCCUCUCCCGCUCGGGCGCCGCCUCGCCCUCGGCCCAAACCUUCAUCUCCACCCUGCACACGUCGCAUAUCCGCACCGCCAUCCUCGCAUGCGACAUAUCCGACCACCUCUCGCUAUCCGACCAACUCACCACCACCUUGAAAACUUUCCCGCCCAUCAAAGGCAUCAUCCAAGCCGCCAUGACACUCCACGACUCUCUCUUCACCACCAUGACAGCCGAGCAAUGGACCUCGACCCUCCUCCCCAAAGUCUACGGCUCAAAAAACCUCCACGACACCACGCUUUCCCAACCCCUCGACUUCUUCAUCUUGUUAUCCUCGCUCCACUCCUUCAUCGGUAACCCCGGUCAGGCAAACUACGCCGCGGGCUGCGCGUACCAAGUCGCCCUAGCCAAAUACCGGAACCACAUCGGCCUGCCCGCGACAGCCAUCGACGUCGGCAUCGUCAGCGACGUGGGCUACGUAGUCGAGAAGCAAGGUGCGGGCCAGAAAGUCAAAGUGCAAGGAUUCAAACAUAUCAGCGAGCGGGAGAUGUUAGCGCUUAUGGAAUUGGGGGUUCGGGAACCUAUGCUGGGACAUCUUGUUACAGGGCUGGAUUCUGACGCUGAUGGUGAUGAUGUUGUUGCUGCUGCUAUGGGGGCGAGGGGGGAUGAGAUGCCGUUUUUCGCCAGGGAUCCUGUGUUGAGUCAUUUGCGGUAUUUACGUCCGCAUCUUAAACACUACAACGCCACUUCCACCUCCUCCUCCACGGACACCAUCACAGCACUCCCCCUAUCAUCCCUCCUAUCAACCUCCCCACCGCCCUCCCCCGAAACAGCACAAUCCCUCAUUCUCGCCGCGCUGCUGAAAAAACUCUCCCGCACACUCAUGAUGGAUGUGGGUGAUAUCGAUCCAGCCAGGGAGUUAGCGGCGUAUGGAACGGAUUCGCUGGUUGCGGUUGAGUUGAAGAAUUGGUUGGCGAGGGAGACAAAGGUGGGGGUUAGUGUGUUUGAUAUUUUGCAGAGUGCGAGUGUGGAGGCGUUGGUUGGGCGGGUGGUGGGGAGGUUGGGGGGUGUGGGGGAGUGA